Arabis nemorensis is the source of this 1416-nucleotide messenger RNA. The record is from the annotation of a GenBank genome assembly. NCBI's taxonomy places the organism in Eukaryota, Viridiplantae, Streptophyta, Magnoliopsida, Brassicales, Brassicaceae.
AUGGGGAAAGAGAAUGUUGUUUCUGGAAACACCAUACCGAUCCAUGGUCGACCUGUAACUCGUGCUCUUGCCUCUGCUUUGCGUGCUUCUUCUAAACUGAUUACAUCGUCAGAAGUGGCUGCUGCUACAACACAGAACCAAGGACGGGUUUUGAGAGCAAACAGUAAAAGAGCAGCCUUGGAUGAGAAGAAAGCCAAUGCGUCUAAGAAACGAGCUAUUCUUAAAGAUAUCACAAAUGUUAUCUGUGAGAAUCCUUAUAGAAGUUGCUUCAAUGCAGUUAAAAUUGAGGUGGAGAAUAUCAAGCAGGUAAAGAAGGGAAGGGCAAAUUCUUCCAAAGUUGCAUCAUCUUCUGUUACUUCAGAAGUUAAAGAAGUAAAGGUAGAAGUUGUGUCAAAUUCAGCUGGAAAAGGAAGUUUGUCUGGUUGUACAGGCACGAGCUUAGGCACGAUCGAACCAUCUUAUAGCUUUAUCGAAAACCAGUGUUCCAGGUUGCCUCCAAGACCCCUUGAGAGAUCAACCUCUACAGCUGAGAGAAGCUGUGUUGGAGGAAGUUCCACUGUGGCAAGUAGCCCGAAAUUCAUUGACAUUGAUUCAGAUGAAAAGGAUCCUUUACUCUGUAGCCUUUAUGCACCUGAAAUCUACUACAACCUGCGUGUUGCUGAGCUUAAGAACAGACCAUUUCCUGAUUUUAUGGAGAGAACACAAAAAGAUAUUACUCAAACAAUGCGGGGAAUUCUGGUUGAUUGGCUUGUGGAGGUGUCAGAGGAAUACACACUUGUACCUGAUACUCUCUACCUCACAGUUUAUCUCAUAGACUGGUUUCUCCAUGGAAACUACAUGGAAAGACAAAAACUUCAAUUGCUCGGCAUCACUUGUAUGCUCAUUGCCUCAAAAUACGAGGAAAUCAAUGCGCCGCGCAUUGAGGAGUUCUGCUUCAUCACGGAUAACACUUACACAAGAGAUCAGGUCCUGGAAAUGGAAAGCCAAGUACUCAAGCAUUUCAGCUUUCAAAUUUACACUCCCACUUCGAAAACAUUCCUCAGGAGAUUUCUCCGAGCAGCUCACGCUUCUCACCUGAAUCCAAGUCUGGAAAUGGAGUUUUUGGCGAAUUAUCUCACAGAAUUGACGUUAACAGACUACCAAUGCUUGAAGUUUCUUCCUUCGGUGAUCGCUGCUUCGGCUGUUUUUCUUGCCAAGUGGACAUUGAACCAAUCAAGCCACCCUUGGAAUCCAACACUUGAGCAUUACACAACGUACAAAGCCUCUGAUCUCAAAGCAUCUGUUCAAGCCUUGCAAGAUUUACAGCUUAACACCAAAGGAUGUCCUUUAAACUCCAUACGCAUGAAGUAUAGGCAAGAGAAGUUCAAAUCCGUGGCGGUUUUCACUUCACCAGAGCUACCUGACAAGCUAUUCUGA